Falco peregrinus (peregrine falcon) is the source of this 12088-nucleotide messenger RNA. RefSeq names its product dynein axonemal heavy chain 11 (gene DNAH11). Gene Ontology annotation, cellular component: dynein complex. The record is from RefSeq and is a predicted model, not a curated record. Gene Ontology annotation, molecular function: ATP binding; minus-end-directed microtubule motor activity; dynein light intermediate chain binding. Lineage: Eukaryota; Metazoa; Chordata; Aves; Falconiformes; Falconidae. Gene Ontology annotation, biological process: microtubule-based movement.
AUGAACCUUAAUAGUCCAGAGAUUGAAUUUGAACCUUCUCUGGAUAAAGAGGCUGGUGAUGGCUUUUAUAACCUAGUAGAUGAACACCUGGGUGAUGUUUUCCAAAUGUCUGCCCAGGUGAAAAAGACAGCAGCACACCUGGGAUCAGAACAGUACCAGGUUGACAUCUAUGAAAACAUAAAGGAAUAUUUGUCAUCCUACCUCUCUCUCUUUGGUAGUCUAACUGACUUACAAGAAUGUAUAAAAGUGACAGAUGCCGCGCUCAAAGGAGAGGUGACCAAGGGAGGUUAUUGUGUUCUGGUAGAAAUCAUGGGGCACCUCUUCGCUGUGCAGGUCAGGCUGUUGGUAGCAGAAAGUUCUGCCUUGACAGACCUUCUGGGACUCCCGCUUCAUAAGGCAGAUGAAGUCCAAAGUAUAGUUGAAAAUCCUGUCAAAGAGCUGGAUUAAGAGCUGCUUGAAACUUUAGAUAACAACCAAGUUCAGCUGCAAACAAUUCUGAAAAGUAAAUAUGUGGUAUAUUUCACUGAACAAGUGAAAAGUUGGCAAAAUAAAUUAAACAUGGCAGAUUCUGUCAUUUCCACUUGGGUGGAAGUUCAACACAUGUGGUCACAUCUAGGAAGUAUUUUCACUGGCUCUGAAGACAUCAGAAGCCAGCUGCCUGAAGAUGCAAACAGAUUUGUUGAAAUGAACAGAGACUUGAAAGUUAGUAGAAUUAGUGUUUUAAAAGCCAAAAACGUGAUGGAAGCUACAACCAAGCCAGAGGUGUAUGAAAAUUUUGAAGCUUUACAGCACAGACUUUCCCUUUGUGAAAAAGCUCUGGCUGAAUAGCUAGAAACCAAGCACAUAGCUUUUCCUCACUUUUAUUUUGUUUCUUCAGCAGAUGUGCUAGACAUCCUUUCAAAAGGGACAUGGCCAAAACAGGAGAAUAUAGCAGAAUGUAUAAAUGUUUCCCUCGAGGUGUACAGCAGAGAAAAGGAGUUUGUUCUGUUCCAUGAGUGUGGAUGCAGUGGCCAGGAAAUGGUAUAUAAACCAGGGUGCCUCUGCAUCAUGGAGGCCAUAGCGGCCUGUGAAGGGAAGCAGAGGGAACAGUGGCGUUUUGGUUACCCAGCCCAGGUGGCACUUACUGGUUCACAAACCUGGUGGGUUUCAGGUGUAGAAAUGCCAUUUGUCAGGCUGGACGAGGGCUUGGCAUCAGCCCUGGAGGACUGCCACAAGAAGCGGGUCACUCGGCUAAGUGCCAUUAUCACCGUGCUGCCCGGAGAAAUUUCCCUGGGUGAUCAACAGAAAAUCAUUUGUGCCAUAGAUCUUCAUGCUAGAGAUGUAUUAGCAAGCUGUGUAGCUCAGAAGGUCACCAAUUCCCAUGCUUUCGCUUGGCUGUCACAGCUAUGCCACAGAUGGGACAAUGCCCAGAAACAUUUUGCCAACAUUUACGAUGCUCAGUUUCAUACUUUUACGAGAACUUGAGGAAGUACCCCUCGGCUAGUUAUUACACCUUUGACUGACCGGUGGUACGUUACUGUAACCCAGUCUCCCCGCCUCACAGUGAGCGGUGCUCCUGCAGAACCAGCUGGCACAGGUAGAACAGAGACCACCACAGAUCAGGGCCAUGCCCUUGGGGUGAUGGCAUAUGUCUCCUACUGUUCUGAGCAGAUGGAUUACAAGUCUGUAGGGAAUAUCUAAAAAAGGUUUGGUCCAGACAGGAGCUUAAGGGGAUGCUUUGAUGAAUUCCAUUGCAUCUCAGUGGAAGUUCUGUUAGUGGUGGCAGUACAGGUAAAUUCUAUUUGUGAUGCUAUUAGGAACAAGAAAAAGAAGUUUUUAUUCUUUGGUGAAAACACUAGAUGGAAGUCGUCAGCUGGAAGAUUUAUUAGCAUGAACCCAGGAUAUGCAGGUCGGACAGAAUUAUCUGAAAACCUCAGAGUUCUGUUCAGACCCUGUGCCACAGGUAUCCCUGAUGUUGAAUUGAUCUCUGAAAUUAUGUUGGUUGCUGGAGGGUUUAUUGACGCGUGUCUGUUAGCCAGGAAGUUUAUUGUGUACACUCUCUGCAGGGAACUUUCUGAAUCAUCAGUUUUGGUAGUUUCCGGCUCACUGAAACGAGGAGACAAGAACAGACCUGAAGAUCAGGUAAAAUCUUCCCUGAAGAGACUUCAGUUGCUUAAAAUAGUGACAGGUGAUAUAUCCAGUUUCACGGGUCUGAUCAGUGACCUGUUUCCAGCUCUGGAUGUUCCGAGGAAGAGGAACCUGAAAUUUGAACAGAUGGUUAAACAAUCUACCCUGGAGCUUCACUCUCAGCCUGAACAGAGCUUUAUUCUCGAAGUUCUUCAGCUGGAAGAGCUACUGGCAGUGUGUCACUGUGUUAUGAUCAGAAAUGUGAGGACUGGAAGGAGUAAGGUGCUGAAAGUUCUGCAUCACAUGUAUGUGAACAUGGAAAAAAAAAUAAAAAAGCCUGUUUGGAAUGACUUUAAUCCAAAAGUUCUGACAGGUUUGGUUUUUGGUUUUGUACACCAUGCAACCUGAGAAUGGAAAGAUGGUUCUGACCCUUACGGGAGUGAACGUGUGCCUAUGACUCGGGUCAUGCGGCUGCUAUUUGAGGUGCACCAUGCAGUCUGUUCUCUGCUGGAUUGUUUACUGACCCCUGAAAAUGUGCCAGUGGAUUGUCCUGGAGAACUCUAUGAGAUGUAUUUUGUCUCUUGUAUUUGCGUGUUUGGUGAGGUGUUCUUUCAAGAUUCGCUUUCAAAUUACGAAGCUGAAUUCAGCUGUUGGUGGCUUAAGAAGAUGAAGGCAGUGAAGUUCCCAUCCUAGGGCACAGUAUUCAAUUAUUACCUUGAUCCAGGGAUGGGAAAGUUCCUGCCCGGGGUGGAUAAGGUCCUGAGUCCUGCUGUGGAUCCAGAUGUACCACUUCGGGCAAUCUUUGUUCACACAUAUAAGACUGCACGUCUUAAUUAUUUUAUCGAUUUGCUCUUAACAAAAGGCAAACCAGUCAUACUUGUUGGAAAUGCUGGAGUAGGAAAAGUGUUUUUGGGCAAUAGGCUUGCCGCUCUCUCUGGCUACCUCCUGGCUACCAUCCCUCUCAACUACUACACAGCAGCAGCGGUGCUUCAGAAGGUGCUUGAAAAAAAUAAGCUGGAGAAAAAAGGUGGUCAUAAUGGUCCGGUAGGAAAUCAAAAACUUACCUGUUUUAUUGAUGAUUUGAAUAUGCCUGAAGUGGAUGGAUUUGGAACCAUUCAACCAUGCAUUGAUUUGGCAGCAGAUUAUGAACACUGGUAUGAUAGGCAGAAGCUAACUAUUAAAGCAAGUUACAAUUGUCAGUAUAUUGCCUGUAUGAAUCCAGCUGCUGGCAGCUUAGUCAGCCCUGGACUCCAGGGCAUUCUGUUUGCUACACCCAAGUGUUUAUAGCAACCAAAUGAUCUUCAACGUGUCUGGCUUCAUGAAUCAUCACGUGUCUAUGGGGAUAAACUAGUGGAAAACAGAGACUGUAAUUUCUUUUAUAAAGUGAUGAUGGACACUAUGCACAUGUAUUUGAGAAUGUGGAAGACAGCGUGUUGCUGCAAUCUCCCACUCAUCUAUUACUGUUUUGCGAACAGUGGAGCAGACGCUUGCUACGAGCCGGUGAAAGAGUGGGAAUGACGAAGGAAUACACUUGAGUUCCUAGAAAGCUGCAAUGAAAUGCAUGCUUCUGUGAACCUAGUCUCUGAGUGUGCCAUGCAGCAUGUGUGCUGGAUCAGACAUAUCCUAGAAGCCCCGAGGGUUUAUGCACUUCUGACUGGAGUAGGUGGUAGUGGUAAACAAAGCUUGUCAAGGCUGGCGGCAUGCAUCUGCUCCCUGGAGGUUUUCCAAAUCACGCUGAAGAAAGACUAUGGGAUCCAGGACCUGAGGGUAGAUCUUGCCAGUUUGUACAUCAAGACUGGUGCCAAGAACAUGCCCACCAUGUUUUUGCUGACAGAUGCCCAGGUUCCAGACGAACGCUUUCUUGUGCUGAUUAAUGACUUGUUGGCAUCAGGAGUGGUUCCAGAUCUGUUCAGUGAUGAAGAUGUGGAGGGCAUAGUUACAGAAGUUAGAAAAGAAGUCCCAGAUCUGGGCCUGAUGGACACCAGAGAAAGCUGCUGGAGGUUCUUCUUGAGUAAAGUGCAGCUGCAGUUAAAUCUCACCUCCCAAAUAAUUUAUGAACUUGCCAACCAGUUGCCAACAAGGAAGCAGCCAUAUCCAAAUCAGGUACAAGAGCUAAAAUCCAAACUUGCUUCUCAAGAGGUAGAACUGCAACUGAGAAAUCAAGAUGCUGAAGCUUUAAUUGCUAAGAUAGAGUUUCAGACUGAGAAAGUGAGCCAAGAAAAGGCCAUUGCAGAUGCCGAGGAGUGAAAGGUUGUAGCAAUCUGAGGAGACAUAUAUCUGAGACAGGAGGAGUGUGCAGACGACCUGCUGAAAGCUGUACCUGCUCUUGUUGGCGCUACAGCAGCCUUAGGCAUGUUUAAUAAAGUAAAGAUCAAUCAGUUCGAUCCACCAAUGGCUGUCAUCAAUGUUAUUUCUGCAGUAAUGGUUUUACUGGUAUAUAAAGGGAAAUUGCCCAAAGACUGAAGCUGGAAAGCCGCAAAAGGCUUUAUGGGAAAGAUUGAUGACUUCUUACAAGGUUUAAUCAGCUAUAAGGAGCACAUACAGUAUUGUCUGCAGGUUGUCAAGGGACAUUAUUUGAAGGAUCCAGCUUUCAAUCCAAAUUAUGUUUGUACAAAAUCCUUUACAGCAGCUGGUCUUUGUGCCUGCCUCAUCAAUACAGAAAAAUUCAAUGAGAUAGACAUGUAUUGUGAGGUAGAGCCAGAAUGUGCAUUGGCUCAGGCAAAUGCUGCAUUAGCAGCAGCUACAGAGCAGCUAGCAUCCAUCAGGGGAAAAAGCUUCUUGUAAGUCCUGUGUAGCAAUCUGCGUAAGCCCGCAGCUUCACUUGAGAAAGCAGUCGCAAAGGGAGUCUGAUGUCAAGAUGGUGUGAACCAAACGAACAAAACUAUUGAGCUGCCCAUCAGGCUGGUCAAGGGGCUUGAGUCUGAAAACAUGUGUUGGAGCCAGUUCAUUGGAAACUUCAAAGCACAGAAGAAAACUUUAUGCAGUAAUGUCUGAUUAACAGCAGCAGUUGUGUUUGGACCCUUCGCCAAACAGUAUUGCCAGGAAGUGAUGAAACAUUUCUGGAUUCCUUUUCUAAAGUCACAAAAGUUAAAAUUUACUGUUCCUAUUCCUGUGAUGGGGGGCCUGGACCCGCUUGCCACGUUGACGGAUGAUGCUAUGAUUGCGGCAUGGGGUAACGAGGGACUGCCCGGUGAUAGGGUGUCAACAGAAAAUGCCACUAUUCUAACAAACUGUGAGUGCUGGCCUCUGAUGAUAGAUCCCCAGGAACAGGGAAUUAAAUGGAUAAAGAAUAAAUAUGGACCUGACAUUAAAGUCGUACGUCUAGGACAGAAAGGGUUUGUGCAUACCACUGAAGGAGCUUUGGCCUGUGGAGAGACUCUACUAAUUGAAAACAUCGGUGAAUCUAUUGAUCCGGUACUCGUUCUCCUGCUUGGAAGACAUACAGUUAAAAAGGAAAAAUAUAUUAAGAUUGAAGACAAAGAAUGUGAAUUCAACAAGAAUUUCCAUGUCAUCCUUCACACUAAACUGGCUAACCCUCACUUCAAGCCAGAACUGCAGACUCAGACCACCCUCAUUAAUUUCCCUGUCACCAGGGAUGAGCUGGAGGACCAGCUGUUGGCUGAGGUUAUUAGUGCUGAAAGGCCAAAUGUAGAAAAACGUAAGUCAGUCCUGGCCAAGCAGCAGAACCGUUUCACGGCUGAGCUCAGGCAGCUGGAGGAUGAGCUGCUCAGCCUGCCAGCUGCCCAGGGCAGUUUCUUAGAUGACAGUGAACUUGCAGAGGAACUGGAAUCCGCGAAGCCAACUGCAGCAGAAAUACAGCACAAGAUAGCUGAAGCCAAAGAAAAUUAAGCUCAGAUUAAUAUGACAAGAGAGCAUUACAGACCAACGGCCGUAAGGGUGUCCACUUAUUUCAUUGGUAACAGUCUGGGCGGCUUCAACCCCGUCUACCAGAUUUCAUAGAAGUCCUUCAGCACAGUCUUCCACAAAGCAAUUAAGCAGGCUGAAAAAUCGAGGGAUAUAGUGUUGUUUCAACCUGUCACAUAUUCAACCUUUCUUUUCACAAGCCAAGGACCUUUUGAAAAGGAUAAGCUCAUUUUAUUGGCCCAAACAGCUUUUCAGAUUCUUCUGAGAAGUAAAGAGAUGGAACUCCUUGAAUUGGAUUUCCUUCUUCAAUUCAGAGUUGAACACACUUACAAGAGUCCUGUUGACUUCUUAACUGCUCGGUCAUGGAGUGCCAUUAAGGCCAUGGCAGUUGUGGAUGCAUUCAGGGGGUUAGACAAAUAUAUUGAAAGAUCUACCAAGAGGUGGAAGAAAUGGGUGGACUGAGAAUGUCCAGAAAAGGAAAAGCUUCCCCAGGAAUGGAUAAACAAAGAAACUCUUCAGAGAAUGGUCAUACUGGGGGCACUCCGUCUGGACAGAACAACGUACGCUGUCAGGAACUUCGUGAAGAAAAAGCUUGGCUCAAGAUAUGUGGAAAGAACAAGGAUAGAUUUAGCAAAAGUCUAUGAGUAGAGCAGUCCAGCCACUCCUUUGUCUUUUGUUCUAUCUGCAGGAGCAGACCCACUUGAAGAUACUGAGACACUGUGCAAAAAGCUUGGGUUCGCUAUAGACUCUGGAAGAUUUAUACAUAACAUCUCUCUAGGAUAAGGGCAGGGGAUGGUCACAGAGGAGGCAAUUGAAAGUGCCAGGCAUGGCCAUUGGGUUCUUCUCCAAGUGAUGGCUGUUUUUCAACACAAUAUUCAUCUAGUAGCCAAGUGGCUAGGAACCUUGGAAAAACUCCUUGAGCAAUACAGUGAAAAAAGUCAUCCUGAUCUCCAUGUCUGUGUUAGUGCUGAACCAGCUCCAACCCCAGAAGAGCACGUUAUUCCUCAAGGAACAAUAGGAAACUCGAUUACAAUUACCAGUGAGCCUCCUGUAGGGAUGCUGGCUAAUUUACAUGCUGCGCUCUACAGUUCUGACCAGGAUACCCUUGAACUGUGCACCGGAGAAGGGGAAUUUGAAAGCGUGCUUUUUCCUCUGUGCUGUUUUCACACUUGCCUUGCUGGGAUUCUGAAGCUUGACCUUCAGGGCUGGAAUAGAAGGGAUCCUGUUCGGUGCUGCAGAUCUUGCCCGCCGUCUGUAUCGCUGCCCUCUGCCGCUAUUUUCAGUGAUGCGUUCUGUUCCCCUGGGUGGGUUCCACGGGAAGACUUGUGUUACCUCUUUAGCGAGAUCAUGUAUGUUGGCCACAUCACCGAUGCCUGGAAUCGCAGGCUCUGCUGUAUGUAUCUGCAAGAACUCAUCAGCCCACCUGCGCUUUUAGGGGAACUGGCUGUGGCACCAGGUUUCUUCACCCCAUCAAAUCUGGAUUAUGCUGGAUACCAUGAAUACACAGAUGAAAUGCUACCAUCUGAAAGCGCUGUACUGUACGGACUGCACCCCAAUGCUGAGAUGGGAUACUUGACAGCAACGCCAGAUAAUCUCUUCAAAACCUUGGAAAUGCAACCCAUGAGUUCAUCCACAGGAGACAGAUCAGGCCAGUCUGCAGAGGAAAAGGUUAAGAAUAUUCUGGAUGAUAUUCUUGAGAUGCUUCCUGAGCAGUUUAAUGUAGCAGAAAUCAUGCAGAAGACUACUGCCUGCAGCCCCUAUGCUCUUGUUUGCCCUCAAGAUCGUGAGAGGAUGAACCUUCUCCUUGCAGAGAUCCAGCUGGACCUCAGUCUGAAAGGGGAGUUGAUGUUUUCUCCUCACAUGGAAGUGCUGCAAUCCACACUCUUCUAUGAUGCUGUGCCAGACACGUGGACUGAACUAGGAUAUCCAUCUACAUACAGCCCUGCCCACUGUUAAAGUACCCUGCAGCAGCCGGGCAUAGCUGCUACGCACUGAGAUAUUCCAGUCAUCUAAAACGAGCAGGUUUAUUCCAUUUAUUUUUUUGUCUUAAUGCAAGGCAGCUUUACUUUGAAGUGAGUUUUGCAGAAAUCGCUAAGCACUUUGCUAAAGCAAAGGCUCCAUCACCUCCCUUUGCCACAAGUACUAGGGGUACUCAGCAUCUUGUAGGAUUUCUUUUCCCCUACCCUGCCACCAGCAAUAUCCACUCGCAGGCAGUUAGAUAUGGAUAAAAUACAAAGUGGUUUUGGAAAUUCCUCUGGUAUUUCAUGGCAAUGUAUGCUGCAGUAUGACAUUGUUCAAUCUCUGCCAGACUCUCUUGUGCUCCCGAUUUGUACCUUGCUCUGGCUUAUUGGAAGUUUAAACGCAGCACUGAACAUGGCAUCAGUUUGCACUUUAAGAAACCAGCAUUUGUCAUAACCAAUUUUGGGCGGUUUCUGAAGGUGUCUUAACAUGACUUACAGUGAUGUUCAGGUUUCUCCCCAAGACAACAAGUUUUACAGGACUGAGCAUACCCACAUUCUCUGCCAGCAACCUGUCUCAUGCUGAUCACCUCCUACAAUUGAUUUCAGACGUACCUAAAUCAGGGAAAGAACAAAUUUCAGUAAAACAAUUACCUUAUGCUUACGUAAGCAUAUACUUUCUGGUUACUUCAACCAUGUACUUUCUCUGUCGACAAAAGGACUCUUACACUUCCUGAAGUCUGCAAUUUAUUUUGUCUAAAAAUGUAGUACAUAUAAGGCAGAAGCUAUUGCCUCUUCUCUUUUAGGGUUGCUGAUCUUCUCAUGCAGCACAGAGAACGCGACAUCUGGACACAGGACCUUGUGCUGCCAGCUGGUGGCUUUCUGGCUUGUUUAAUCCUCAGUCCUGACAGGUGAGCAGUGGUGGCUGUAAGGAGCCAGGUGUAUGCUUUCAAUGCCAUUUAGUUUUUACCGUUAGCCUUAGCUAUGUUAUGAUGCUGUUUGAAGAGUUAAGCACAGUUUAAAUAAAAAGAUAAAGAUCAGCCAAGUAUCAGAGUAACUAUCUCCUGAAUGCAGGGGGAACAAUCCAAACUCAUCUUCAGGCUACUCAGAAGUGUGAAGACUUGGCAACUAAGGAAAUAAAAGCUUGAAUUUCAGUUUAAAAAAAGUUAAAAGAGUGCAACGUUUCCUACUGUUACUAUUUAACCAAUUCAGUGCAUAUAUCAAUAGUACUAUUCUGGUUUAUUCCUUAGUAUUAGUGCAGUUACCAGGCUAAGUGAAAAAAAAAAAAAUCAGUCCCCCCAUCUUCUUUGUGUAGCUGUUGCCACGUAAGGGAUGAAAAAUCUUCAACAGCGUAUCGAUGUCUCACUUCUCGCCAGGAUCACAGCACAUACCCGUGUAUUUAUUCUGAAGACCACAGCGAAGGCACAUGACACCCCCGUAACAGCAGAUCUCAUACUCCGCACAGCACCAAUGGCACUGAGAUAAUCCUUUGCUGGCCUAGCAGAAAGGUGGCCAGGAGGUCCUCACAGGGGAAUUUGGCCGGGCUGCCACUGUUCCCUGGAGAAGAUGGGGGCCCAGGGAGCAUUUGCAGCCCCGACACUGAAAAGCCUCUCCCUGUCCUCGGAAGCAGAAGGGUAUGGGCAGCAAGAGGGCUGGCACACGAGGGCUGGCACGCACAUCUUCCCUCUCCCGCUCACGUCAAGGUCCCCAAAUGGUGCUCACUCUGUGCCACAGGCAGAGACACGCCACCGAAUUUCUCAUUCCUUUCACUGCCUCUCCCCAAGCCAUCUCCUCUGGGCACUUGUUCCUGCCGAAGGCUGGGGGGAUGUAAGGACCACAGGUUAGCACAGGCGUGUUCUGCGCAGGGACUCGGCUGGAGCAGCAGUGUCUCUGAGCACAGAAGGCAAUGCAGUCUGGCUCCCCUGCUGAGGGGGAGGGUGGGGUGUGGUUUGUUCUGUACUGCGCAGAAUGGUUUUGUUUCCAAACAAUUGCAUUCAUGCACCUUUUUUGCCUUAUUUCAAUAAUGGCCAAAGGAAAAAAAAAUCAAAACCAAAACAAAACAAACCCUCGUCUCAGCCUUGAGCACAACUGGCCCAAGAGGGCCAUGUUAACAGUUCUGACAUGAAAAUUAGUCUGGGUAUUGAAUUACUGAAAAGUUGGGUUUUGUUUGUUUGUUUUUUAAAUGUGUAAUGCAGAGCAUGGCACGCCAGAACAGCUGGCCUUUGGACAAGAUAUGCUUGACUGCAGAUGUUACCAAAAAGACCACAGAUUAUGGCCACCCACCAUGGGAACGAGGUGGGCUCCGUAGGCUUUUCAUGGAAGGUAAGAAAUAAACUUGAAUUACUUGAUCUCAGUAACCUAGUUCAGGGACUCUAGCUCCCUUUGUUAGGUAGGUAAGUUCCAUCAGGAGUUGGAUUGAAGUGUUGUGAUCCUAUGAACAGCACCAAGGAAGUUUAGAAAUUGGUGGUGAAUUAUUGGUGUUUGUUGCAAGCUUAAAUUUCUACCAGCUUGGUGUUCUAAUCACCAACUGUAUUUCAUGCAUUUAAAUAACUGAGUCUGAACAAGCUCUGCAUUGUAGGAAAACAGCUGCUGUAAAGUAGUUGAGGUUCAGAAGCUUAAAGACUCUUCCAGAGACUGUAAACUUCACCCUGAUACUGAUCACCUAGAAAUUUUCUGCAGCUCUUACCGAGGUGCAGAAUAGUGUUAGGAGUUACCAGAUGUUGGUAACCUGGAUCAAACCAUCUACACAGUUGCAUUUUUUAAAAAAAAUAAAACCCAACCCAAACCAAACCCCAGCCAAAACAAACACCACCACCCACCCACCCUCAAAAAAGCUAUUUUCAAAAUAAUCUUUCUCCUGUUUUUCUUUCCACCUUGGCAGGAAGUCAGCAGUUCUAAAUAAACAAAUAUAAAGAACUCUUGAGUUUUUCAUUUGCUAGGCCAUAAUAGUUACAGGCUGUUGGGGAGACAUACCAAGCAGCAGGGAAAUACUCAAGAACCCCUGUAUUAGCAUGAGGUGUAACGAUACACCUGAGCGUCUGAUGCGCAAGUAUGACAGGAGUAGGUUUUUUCAUCAGGGUUUCCAAGCAGUCAGGUUUUGUAGCAGCUGUAACGUGGUUGUAGGCUGUCCCUGAAGGAAAAUCAUGGUCAUCUUUUGAGCUGCAACCCCUCUUUUUAACAACUUUCAGAGGAUAAACAUUGUACCUUGCUCUUGGAAUUGUGUUUUCCUGAGAUGGAAGCAUCUAGUUUAGGAAUGACAAUUAAGACCUGCAAUCAAAAUGAGAUUUUAGUUUUAACUUAGAAAGGCUGUCAACUAAGUUACAGCUCAUUAGGGGACAGGCGAGGGACUCCAACAGGCAAUUAGAGAAACAUUGUUUUUACUUGUACUCUUCACCAGACCUGAAUAUAAUAAAAAGUAACUAACUAUUCUGGAAGUAACUAACCUGCUGCUACAGUAGCAGGUAAGUCCCAAGGGGAAAGUCAGGGUGGGGGACUGAAGCAAGGAUGAACAUGUCAUUUGCCUGUUGCUUUUAGAAAUGGUAGCCCAAAUUUUCCAGAGAUUUUUUUAAAGGUAUCUGUCACUCAAAGGGCAAUACUGUUCAUUCCUCCUCUGGAUAUGAGGAAGGUAUCAAGGAACCUUGUGAGCUGCAGUUUCUGUGUUUAGUGUUGGUAUUUGCAAAUACAAACUUUCCUGUUGCUACAUAAACACUCCUAAAAUCCACAAACAUCUGCAACAUUUUAUAUACAUAGUUUAUGUUAAAGACACAACAAAUCCAGGCCCCAAGUGGGACAUCCAACUGGAGACCACAGUUGAAGCCCAGCUCAAGGAACUGACUCCAGCAACGCCACUCAUUUUUGUAAGGCUUCUUCCAGUGGAUCGAAAGGAAACUAAGGAAGUUUAUGAAUGUCUAGUUUAUAAAAAAAGUUUAUCAAAAGCAGAGGGCCGACCUACAAAAGCAAGGAGAAGCCAGCUAAAUGGGUUCUGGCAGGAGUAGUUUUACUCUUGGCGCUUUAGCACAAAGCAUUCACUAAUACAUGCUGCUUUCUCAAUCUACCUUGCAGUUAACAGAAAAGGAGGUAAGUAUUUUUCAGUCAGCUGGAGCAGGAGGUUUGCCUCACAAAACUACAAUCCUUAGUGUAACACUUAUGUGCUCUGUGUU